Messenger RNA from Silurus meridionalis, 1264 nucleotides. It is a transcript of the gene fam163b, whose product is annotated as protein FAM163B. The record is from RefSeq and is a predicted model, not a curated record. NCBI's taxonomy places the organism in Eukaryota, Metazoa, Chordata, Actinopteri, Siluriformes, Siluridae. The transcript has 3 exons. Bases 339 to 962 code for a protein of 207 amino acids.
UUUUAGUGUGUCUCUAAUUGAACAGUUUUUAAGGCGGAGAAGAAUGGGCUGAAUUCUCAGGAUGACCAGCUCACAUUUCAGGUUUAACAUUUUAGUACUACUUUCUUUUUUUCUAAUGAUCUGUUGAACUGUCACAUGUCAGUAUUUUCUCUGAAAUAGCCUACAUAUAUUGGUUUAGAUUAGACAGAAUAGGUUAAUUUUGUAAGUCAGAAAGAGAAAUAGAUUUGCUUGGAGGAGGAGACUUUAGUCUUCAGAAGGGCAGACAGUCACAUUGGAACUGGACAUCAUCUAUCAGCACUCAGGAGCUUCUGAAAGGGUGUUGAUGGAGAGGAUUUCGAAUGUCAGCCGGAACAGUGGUCAUCACAGGUGGAAUCAUUGCUGCAGUCAUCUUAUUGACUAUUGUUACAGUGUUGUGUUGCUGUAGACUGCAGUAUUACUGUUGUAAGAGUGAUGGCUCAGCGGAGGAUGAGGAAGAGGAGGAGAAGGAGAAGGAGCCUGAAUUCACCAAAUCCUUACCCGGACCUGCACAUCAGUCAAAACCUACAAACACUUCGAGUUCUCUACUACCACUGAGCCCUCUGAUUCCUCCAAGUCUUCUGACAUCACCAAGCCGACUGAGUCUACCGUGUCCUCCAGAACGCUCAUCCUUCAAUCAGUUUCCCAAAACCACAGAACAUCACAAGCCAAACGGGCCAGCCAUUUGCAGACGCUAUAGUGCUGCUCUAUCCCCUGAUCCCAUACAUUCCCACAUGUUCUGCCCCUCAUGCUCUGGUCUACUGCCGUUCUACCUGCCUCGAGAGCAGGAAGUAAGGAAUGGGGGAGGAAGGAUCAGCUACAGGAGCCUAGAGCAACAAGAGGUGGACCUGCCUAUGGAUAUACCCAGUUAUAACAAGCUUAACCUCAUACGUUCUAUCACCAUGAGGGAGAUGGUGUCACACCAGAGCAUCAGUACUGAUGUUUAAUUUCUUUUGAAGAUCUUGGUUAUGACUUUUGAAGGAAGAACCGGUGUAGGAUCCUAGGAUAACCAUGGAAAUUAAACUAUUUCUGAGAACAGUCUGAUAAGAAACAUGAGAUAUGCUAUGUAUGUGUACAUGUAAAAAUGUAUUUUGAUUAUAUAAUUAUCAUAUGUUGUUUCCGCAAGACUAUUUAGACUCCAAAGUAAUGUAAGUAGUUAAAAUUUGCUAUAAAUAGUUAUAAAACAUUUCUAUUAAUUGCUUAUAACUGCUAUUAGUGAUCAAGGGCUUAUUAUAUUUUACAAACAAAU